AUGUCGUCGGACGAAGAGAAAAAAGACAUAUCUCCAGGUCAUAGUGAAGUUCGGGCCCACAGACGUGAGUUUUUAUCUUUACUUGUUCGUGAGCUGGUUAAAAAGAUUUAAAAUUUGAAUGGUCAAGGAGAUAAGCGAUUUUUAAGUUUAAUUUCUUCCAAAUGAUUUGUAAAAUUUAAAUCUUUUUUAUUUUUUAUAAGCGAAAACUUUAGUGUCUGCACCAUCGAGCACUGACGAAAAUGAUAAUACUCGACGAACAAACCGUAACGAGCCAACAUCUUCGGCUUCAAAUGGUAAGAAAUUGCUUUAUUUUUUAACUUUACAUUAUUUCUUUUAAUAUUAUUAUGCUUUUCUGUAAUAUAUUAUACUACGAUAACAUGAAUAUUAUCAUAAUUUGUUUAUAGAUAAAAGAGAUUCCAUUCAGAAGUUGGCGACCUUGUUAAAGAACAGGAGUAAGAACAGAAGCAAAAAACAAAGUGUCAGAGCAUCUCCCAGAAGGAAAAGUCCACGUUCACGACGAAGUAAGUAAGAUACAGGUUUAAAAACUACAUUUUCAUAUACAAAUCUAUUGGUUGCAAAGUUUGUAGGUUUAGAAAUACCAGUUCUUGAAGAUUUUACAAUGAAUUUUUGUUUAUUUUUAAAUUAGGUAACAAAAUUUAAGAAAAAAAUUAAAAAUGAUUUUAUAAUUUUCGAUUGCACCUUGUAUUAUAAUUUAUAAAAUCAUAGUUUAUCGCUGAAAACACUUUUGAAAGUCGGAGAACGCUAAAAACAAUAAUUUUUUAUCAUAAGAUAUUUGCACCGUGCGAUCAACUAAAUUAUCCCUUUGCACGGUGCAAAGACAAAAGGAGGUGCAUUGAUCUUUUACCGCCAAAACCAACAUUUUUGGGCUUUCGGUUUUCCCAAAAUUUUCUCGAUUUUCAAUUUUGACGACAAUCAGAACACAAGUUUUGCACGGUGCAAUCGGUUUGGCGAUUAAGGUUAUGCACGGUGCGAGCAGUUUGACGAAAUAACGCGCGUUUUGAGAGACGUGAGCGUUAGAAGUAAACAAAAAAGAGUGUGUGCAAAAAAGAGAGCCGCGAAAAGCGAGCUCGCGCUGUUAAGAGAGUGGUGUGAGUGAGAGAGGAACCGCGAACAGUGAUUGCGCAACUGAAAACAAGAACGAAGAAGCGACUUGCGACAACGAAAGAUUGUGGCGACAUUGAGUGUGAUUACAGAAGGUUAGAGAAAAACAGAAAUGGUUGUUUUGGGGUUUUCAGAGCCAAGAAUUCGCCCAAAAUUCUUCGAUCCGAAAAAGGACUUUUGACGAUUAAAAUUUGGCUUGCACAGUGCAAUCAAGAAAAGUUUGGCCUGCACAGUGCAGUCAAUCAGGGAAUUGAGUGAUAGAGAAAAAUAGAGUCUGACGACUUGAAGAGGCGGGCAGAGUAAAGAAGAAGUUGUCUGCACGGUGCAAUCAAUUAGGGAUUUGAGAGAAAGAGUGCGAUUUGAGGAGACGAGCAGAGUAAUGAAAAAGUAGCCAUGAGCAACGGGCCGGGCCGGGCCCAAUUUUUAAGCCCGGCCCGUUUUUGAUUUUGGUCAGGUCCGGCCUGGCCCGUUUUAAAAAAUUUUAAAAAUUUUAAAACUUAAAAACUAAACGGAAAUUUGGCUUUAAAUUGUUUUUUUAAGUCAUUUAUGGAUCAUAGAAUCCAAUAAAAUCGAAAAACAUAAACGGGAAUUGAAAUAAAAAAUUUUUAAAAAUUAAAAAAAAUUUUUUUUGGGCUUGGCCCGAGGGCCGGGCCUAGAUUUCAAGCCCGCCCGUUUUCGAUUUUGCUCAGGCCCGGCCCGUUGCUCAUGUCUAUGAAAAAGGUAUUUGCACGGUGCAAUGAAAAUUUAAAAUAGAGUUUUUGGCUGAUUUUUUUGAAGGUUAAACUGGCUAAGGUCAGUGUUUUGUCUGGACCGGUCCGGAGCGUUUUUCACCGGUCCGAUCGGGCGAUUUUUGGGGCCGGUCCGGUCCAAACUUUGAAUUUUUGGGUCCGGUCCGGUCCGCAAAAAUUUUUGUUUCAGUCCGUCCGGACAGGACCAGUCCGCGGACCGGGCCGGUCCGGAAAAACACUGCCUAAGGUAGAUUAUCGUGUACAGUGGAACUCCCGUACAACAAACUCGCAUAACAAGUGUACUAUAACGAACAAUCUUUAGUUCCGCGGCCAACACUAAACAAUGCAUUUAAACACCUGUAUAACGAACGAAGUGAAAAUUUUAUUGAUAAGAAUUUUACAUACUGUGUUUUGCACAGUGCAUUUAAAUUUUAAAAAUCUACUUUUAAAAAUUCUUUUCAGAUAUUUCUAGUUCUAUGUCCUCAAGACUCAUUUUCAAACUGAUCAAAAUUCGCAAGAAGUCAUCAGUAAGAGUAAGUCAAAAACUUUUAAUUUAAAAUUCUGUUAAAACGAAACAAAAAUUUUUAAAAUUAAAAAUUCCUUUAAAAAUGUUUUUACUUAAAAAGUAAAAUUUUUUUGAAAUUUGAAAUCAAAUUUUUUUGAUUGCGCAAUCAUGAUUGGGUCAAAAAUUGAAAAAAGUACGGUGUCUACCGCUUUACAAUUUCAAUUUUAGCCGCUACGUCAAAAAGUGUCGUGUGUAUUUCCAGUCCAAGAUGAAAUGCCCAAAAUGUUACCGAAUCGUAAGAAAUGGAAUCAGGUGAGGUUUUCAAAAAACUACAGUAAGAAAAAAUUGUGUUCCAAAGAUUAUCUACAAAAACAGGAAACCUUUCACAUUUGAAAUUUUAUGGUUCAAAAUCAAGGUUUUUUCAGUUAGAAUUAUAUUUUUUAAUUUAAAAAAUUAGUCUUUAUCAUAUAUUUAUAUUAAAAUUCAUGGUCAUUUAAAAUUUCAGAAAAACGUCUCCUACCAAUACGACCAAAGGAAAGCCGCAGCCGAAAUGCACCGUCAGUUGAUGCGAAAACAAAAAUAUGUGCGAUGUUGUCGCCAUUGGACGGCUGUUCUCUUUCUGUUUGGUGUAAUCGCGAACGUGAUUGGCUACGCCGUUCUCAAUGUCACCCAUCUGAUUUUGGGAACGGAACGGCAUGAACGUGAAGGCCUGGAUCAACCAUGGAUUUGGCCAAAAGGAUUUAAUAAUUGGGGCGAUAGUUACAUGUUUAGGAAUGUAAGUUUUUUUUGAAGGUUUUUACAUCAUUAUAAUAUAUUAUACUGUUCUAUCCCAAACCUACGAGUUAUGAUAGAGGCUGUUUCCUCAGGAAUACAGUUAAAUUGGACCUUUUUUUAAAUAUUCUUUAGCGUACCUACGUCACUGACAUCUUACAAUGCACACGACCAGAUAACAUAUCAAUUGGCACGGCCGUGGAUUGGAUUAAUGAUUCAAAUUCAAGCAAAUACAUAUUCCGGAAUUUAACAGAAGGCAUAAUAUACCGUUUUGAGAACAUUGAUGACUUUACUAAACUUGUCGAUGGAAAUUAA
This is a messenger RNA of Bursaphelenchus okinawaensis, 3441 nucleotides long. The record is from the annotation of a GenBank genome assembly. NCBI's taxonomy places the organism in Eukaryota, Metazoa, Nematoda, Chromadorea, Rhabditida, Aphelenchoididae.